This is a messenger RNA of Gadus chalcogrammus (walleye pollock), 2537 nucleotides long. RefSeq names its product protein phosphatase, Mg2+/Mn2+ dependent, 1Lb (gene ppm1lb). The transcript has 3 exons. Lineage: Eukaryota; Metazoa; Chordata; Actinopteri; Gadiformes; Gadidae. Gene Ontology annotation, cellular component: cytosol; nucleus. Gene Ontology annotation, biological process: positive regulation of canonical NF-kappaB signal transduction; positive regulation of canonical Wnt signaling pathway; protein dephosphorylation. The coding region runs from base 1 to 438 and encodes 145 amino acids. The record is from RefSeq and is a predicted model, not a curated record. Gene Ontology annotation, molecular function: protein serine/threonine phosphatase activity.
AUGGCUGCCGCUGAUGUGCAGCAGUCCGUUAUUGAGCGUCAGAGUCCAAACAGGCUGGAGCUGCCCGGGCUGCCCAGGCCCUGCUCUGAGCCGGACCGGGGCUUCAUCAGCUUCAACGGCUCGUGGCGGGUGCAGGGCAUCCUGGCCAUGUCCCGUUCCCUCGGCGACUACCCGCUGAAGCACCUCAACGUGGUCAUCCCCGACCCCGACAUCAUGACCUUUGACCUGGACCAGCAGCAGCCGGGCUUCAUGAUCCUGGCGUCGGACGGGCUGUGGGACGCCUUCAGCAACGAGGAGGCGGUGCGCUUCAUCAGGGAGCGGCUGGACGAGCCGCACUUCGGCGCCAAGAGCCUGGUGCUGCAGUCCUUCUACCGCGGCUGCCCCGACAACAUCACCGUCAUGGUGGUCAAGUUCAAAGGCAGGGCGCCCGACAAGUAGCAGAGGACCAGGCCGGGUUCUACACACACAUGCACACACAUGCACACAUACACACAUACACACACAUACACACAUACACACAGACAUGCACACAUGCACACAUACGGUACAUACACACAUGCACGGGCAAACACACACACAUAUACCAUACAUAUAGAUAUAGAUAUAUAUAGUUAUAUAUAGAUAUAUAAUGUAUACGUAUAUACAGUAUACAUACAUACAUGCAUACAUACAUACAUACAUACGUGCAUACAUUUUAUAUAUAAAUAUAUACAUAUAUACAUACCUAUACAUACAUACAUACAUACACAUAUAUAUAUACAUAUAUAUCUCUAGAUAUAUAUGUAAAUAUAUACAUACAUACAUACAUACAUACAUACAUACAUACAUACAUACAUACAUACAUACAUACAUACAUACAUACAUACAUACAUACACACAUACAUACAUACAUACAUACAUACAUACAUACAUACAUACAUACAUACAUGUUUAAAGAUAUAGAUAUCAAUGAAUGAAAACAGCCUGUAUCUUUGGCAGCAAAGUAUUUGUAACGAAAACAUCACCGAAAUAACUGUACAGAAAUUAAUCUCUACCACCAGAAUCUUUAUUUAGAAUUUCUUUAUUUUUUAAUAUUCGUUAAGUACAGGUUACUGUCAAGAUUGUAACAAAUCAGUUAUCAUUUAGUGUUAUCAUAUAUAUAUUUAUACAUACCAGAUGUGGCUACUAUUGAUCUGAACCAUAUGAGGGUCUGACAUUUAUGAAAAACGGAUGACUUGUUGAUCACCUGUGGUAACCCUGCCGAUCACUAACUAUAUUACCCUAGCUAGACUUUAUAAUCUUUCUUGCCGAUAGAUUAUUAACUACAAAUUCAUAACCUGGUGGCUGGUGGUCUGAGUGUAUCAUUUUAUCAAUGGCAUUGCAUAAUGCACAUGACAUUGACUAACCUGAUUUCAUAGUUUGUUCAUUUACAAUCUUAAUGUCUCCAACUUGUAUGAAACAAAACAGCUAUACUGAAAACACACACGUUUGUCACAAUGUCCUUCAUCCUCAAACCAUGAAGAUCAUAUCAUCCGAUCGCUUAGAUAAAAACCUACGUUGUAAUUGCUCGGCAAAUGAAUGAGUUGAUUUAUCUAUUUACCAUUUGAGAAUGUUUGGUUUUGACUGAAAUUGUUAUUUAUUUGAUUUGUUCACAUUUAUUUGUUUCCCUGUUCUGAACAGUCAAGGUCUACUUCAGGAAACUAUUUCACUUGAUCAAAUCCAAUAUCCAUAUAAUAUCUCAAUAAAUAAAACAGUAGUCUUGGGUCAAUCUGCAAAACAUAGAAACACGCCUUUGAAUUAAAUAUGUACAUGUUGCCUUAUUUUGUAAAGUGUUUGUCUUUUCAGUUAUCAAGCCCGCUGGCAAAGCAAAGGGUUUGAGUCGUUGAUGUAAUGCAGUUUACUGUCCCAUCCGCAUCAUGCAUCGUGAAUGUCUCGCUGUUAUGACCGACUACACGUCCUGCAUUGAAGAGUCUCUGAGAGACAGGAAUAUCGUAACAUGAAUGUAUAUAAUAACCCCUUGUUCGUAACACCUAUUUGUUUUUUUCAGCGAUGACUAAAGUGAUGCACCGUCCCUAAAAAUAAAUAUUUACUAGUAUAAACUGUUUGUGAUUUUUCUGUUUUAAUUCCUUUCUAAAUAAUGUAACACGGAAGAAUGCUACAGUGGAGUUUGUACUUGUUUUUCCUGACUUUAAUAAAUUGUUGAAAAAAAGGAAAGAUUUUUGAAGUGUAAAUCAAACGGUUGACAUUAAACUUGAUCAAACAGUUUCCUCCGUGUUUUUAAUCUAACUUCAGAAUCCAAACCUUGAUUUUUUUUCUCUUUAAAGUGUGGACGGUGUGCUGAUGCCCCCUGCUGGUGGAUCAGCCUUACCUCACAACCGUUCCAUUGAGCCGAAACAUCCAUUCGAUGUUUUUAAUCCACCUGGUAUUCUUAGACAUACGCAAUUACCGGCAAUCCAUAGUAACCUGAAAGGUACGAAUAUGUUUGUUGGAGGCCUACCGUCAUAAUCCCAGGUGUGAAAAAAAAAACAUCAAUAACAAAUUAUCUAAAUUAAUGAGAA